Messenger RNA from Caenorhabditis angaria, 2179 nucleotides. Lineage: Eukaryota; Metazoa; Nematoda; Chromadorea; Rhabditida; Rhabditidae. The record is from the annotation of a GenBank genome assembly.
AUGAUUAUUGAUUUUUCCGAUUUGGAUAUUUCGCUGGUCGGUUUUUUUCUGGGAGCUCUUAUCUCAUCGAGAAGUUGUUAAUAAUUAUUAUUUGUUGACAAAUCCUCUUGUCGGUCAUGUCAAAACACUCGUUUUUUCUGUUGAAUCGGAACAAAAAAAGAAAUACAUACAUAGAGAGCCAUGUUUAGAAACUAAACUUCAAAAAACAUCUAGUUCCGGGAUGAUAUGUUUCAAGUUUUUGUUUUCAGAAUGCGUCGCAGAUAAUCAAUCAGGUACUUCAUGAAGCUUUUCUAUCAUCGAAUUUUGAUAACUAUACGUCAGCAAUUAUAGCUUUGGAUAAACCAGCAGCUUGGCAAAGUGAGUUAUUCAGAAAUGAUGUCACUUUUCUCGCUUCCCUCACCUCUUUUUGUAACGAUAAGAUCUUUUGUUAUUUUUUGCUUCCCAAAACAUUUCUGGACUGGUCUUUCUUCUAUUUUCAUACAAAUAUAAAUAUUAAAAACAAUAAUCGAUAGGGAAAACAUAUAGUCACAAGAAACAAAAAAAUGUAUCAUCUCAUCUGCUAUACGAACCACUCAUAGAUGAAUUGAUUCCAGAUGUUUUUUGUUAUUUUUCAGCAUGGGGAAUCGGAUUUGCAAUUGUAUCGGGGUGUAGUUUCUCGGCACCACUUGGAAUUCUACUUCUACCAUGUUUGUCCAAAUCGCUUUACGAGAGAAUUAUGACGUUUUUGGUGGCUGUCGGAAUUGGUGCACUUUCCGGUUCCACUAUUUUUAUCAUGCUACCUCAGACUUUCAAGUUGGGAAGCUUUGAGAAUUUCGAAUAUCACACUAAAUCGUUGAUUAUUUUAUGUGCACUUUAUGCGUUUUUCACAGUGGAUCGACUCUUGCAAUAUAUUUUGGAGUUUCGUAGAAGGAGGCAAACAAAAAGGAGAAUUCAUGCUUCUACAAUUGCUUCGCUUAUGAACACACCGGUUGUUAGAAGAAAAGAUAAUGGAGUGAGUUAUUAUAUGGGUGAAUUGAGCCAGUCUAGUCACUUAGGAAUCGGACCUUGUUUGUGGUCAGAUUCAGAUAUUCUAAAAAUCAAGUCCAAUUCCAAAUUUUUCGAAAAAAAAUUCAAAACUAACAAUUUUCUUGAAAAUUCGAUUUUCCAGCACAAUCUAACUGAAGAAACUAUUGUAUCAAAUGGCGCUUUGGAACAACCACCAUCUAUUACUCUUAAAGUUCCCGAACCUCAAUAUUUGCAUCCGAACCAACUAACUCAAAAUCAAAAUCAUGAUCCAGAAAGGCAGGAAAAAGAGAUAGCCGAACUUGCAAAUGAUCUCGAAAUUGCAUUAACAAACAAUGUACUCGCUAGAACUUUCUCGACACGUCGAAGAGUUGCUGUUGUUAGUGGAGGACUUGAUGAAAUUGAAUUUCGAAGUCCUAAACACUCUCAUCAACCUUCAAAUGCAUCGCAGUUUCUUGGAGCUGUCAAUAAUGAAUUUCACAAAAGAAUGACCCCGUUAUCUUCUCGUCCAGGCAGUCCAACUAUUGAUGUGCAAAUGGCGAAAGAUUCAAUGGAGAUGAAACAAAAAAGAUCGGAUUCAGAUUCGAUGUCAGUGUCGAUUCGAGUUGUUGAGAAAAAAGUUAUCGAACCAGCGGCAAUGGAAGUUGCAUCAGUCGCGUAUAUGAUUAUUUUUGGAUCUGCUGCCAAUAAUUUUGUAGAUGGAAUGAGUAUGGGAGCUGCAUUUUCUGAUAAUUUACUACGCGGUUUGAGUAUUGGAAUUGCUGUUAUUUCUCAACAAUUUCCACAAGAACUUGGAACAUUGGCGAUUUUGGUAAAAUCAGGACUUGGCCUUAAGAAGACCCUGCUCUUCAAUAUGGUACCGAUUAUUUUGAGUUUUUUGGGAUUCUCAAUUGGUGUAAUGUUGGAUAGUGUUGAUGAUUCUUAUGAUGAAUAUAUUUUCGCAAUUUCCUCCGGGAUGUACAUGUAUAUUUUUCUUGGAACUCUGGUAAAGUUUUUUAUUUGAAAUUUAAUUAUAAUUUUGUGAUUUCAGAUCCCUGAAAUUCGAGAGUCUACCAAUGAACUGAUCAAAGAAAAUCUACGAGAAUCAAUUCUUGUUUCAAUAUUGCAAGCUCUCGGGAUAUUAUUCGGAACAACAUUUAUGUAUUUUAUGAGUCGUGUCAACUCGGUGGAUUUUUAA